Molecule: messenger RNA, 645 nt
Organism: Prorocentrum cordatum
Lineage: Eukaryota; Dinophyceae; Prorocentrales; Prorocentraceae
Source: the annotation of a GenBank genome assembly
GUGUCUGGCCCUGCCGCGCUGACGGACGCGGCCUGGGGCUGCCCCUGCCGCGACGGGUCACGCCUGCUGGCGCUCGCGGCCGUGCGCGCCGUCUGGGUGGUCAGGUUCCACGGACCCGCGGGCUCCUCCGCGGCGAGGCCGAGCCUCGUCGCCUGGCUCGACCUCGGGGCGUGCGCGCUCGGCCUGGGCCGCGUGCUGUCCGUGGCCUGGCUGUGGUCGCCCGGCCGCCAGAGCCCAGCAUUGGUUUGUUCCCCGGCAUCUCGACGCCAUCCGAGGCAUCGGCAUGGCCCGUGCGCCCCGGCGAAGGCCCCGCGACCGUGGCCCUAUACGAGCGGCCGCAGCUCGUGGCCGGCGCGUUGCCCGACCGCCUGCUCUGCCUCGAGGUGCACUCCCGCGCCAGCCUCUUCGGCACGCCGAGUGCCGCGAGGGCCCCGUCGUCGCUGCAGCUGCCCGUGGGCCCGCGCGCUCGGGUCCGCACCCGCUGCGCGGGCUUCCCCGAGGCGCUGGCGACCGAGGGAGAGGUCGACUGGCGCCUGGCGCCCGCGGAGCUGCCGCGGGGCCUGCCCGAGGCGGCAGCCCGGGAGCUGUGGGCGGCGGCCACCUGCAGCGAGGCCUCCGCGGCACCGCGCAACCGCAAGCGCACUG